Talaromyces amestolkiae is the source of this 624-nucleotide messenger RNA. RefSeq lists its product as uncharacterized. The transcript is spliced from 3 exons. The record is from RefSeq and is a predicted model, not a curated record. The coding region runs from base 1 to 624 and encodes 207 amino acids. Lineage: Eukaryota; Fungi; Ascomycota; Eurotiomycetes; Eurotiales; Trichocomaceae.
AUGGCGUCAGUGCUAACAACUACAGGCGGAGACGAAUACGUCGGGCGAGUCGCCGAAGUUAUUGCCGCGGCAUUCUCCAACUCCAUCUUCACGGCUUAUCUUCAUCGAACGUCGGAGUCAACAUGGCCGUCGACACAAGUUCCAAUCGAGAUUCUCAGACCUUAUUUUGAGAAGAGUAUUGCUCAUCGAGUGUUGCACGGUGCAGAAUUGGUGGAGGCCGGAAAUUGGGCAGCCGUUGCAGUGUGGGUGCCUCCAGGAAUUAGCAUCCCUGCAAGCGGUGCUCUCGAUCCGAGAAUCCAUGAAUAUCGAGAUCGGUUUGCAGAAGUCAAGAAAGAGUACAUGCAAGACCGGCAGUAUUGGUAUCUCAAUCUAAUCGGCAGACAUCCGGAUCGUACUGAGCCAGGUGUUGUUCGCGCUUUGAUCGAUCCUUAUCUACACAGAGCCAGAGCGGCCGGUAUUCCGGUCUGGCUCGAAGCGAUUAGCGAGCAUGGACGGCAGGUGUAUGAGCAUCUUUCGUUUCGGACUGUGGCCGAGGUUCGAUUGGGAGUGGGAAAGGUCAAUGGGAAUGGCGAGCUGGAUAAGAAGGGGGAGGGACUGGUGGUUUUCGGCAUGAUGGCCGAGUAG